AGCGCCAACAACCUCUGCUUCUCAAACCUCCCAUUACCCACGACUCAGAGCAUCGCUAGAGGACGCUGGUCCGCAGUUGCAGCGGCGGGAUCUAAUCGAUAAAUUCUGUGGCCUGCCUGGAAGCAGACAUCGUCCCUUCAUUGCCCUCCUGUAUCUUUUUGCGCGAUGGGGCUUUCCAACAGGUGGCCCUCCGUGGAGCUCUCUGCUAACCCGUCCCCAGUGCCAUCAUUCUUCGUUAGGCUGAGGAUGCCAUAGUUUUCCUCACCUGCUUCUUGUCCAAACUCCUUUGAGGUCAGCCGGUCACUGCAGGAGUCGAGACGAUUCUUGUGCCAUCCUUCCUACAUUACCGCCGUCCAAGCCACGCUUGCGUGCAACAUCAACAUCUCCCAAAGCCUCAUCUCCGAAUCAUUUUUGCCCACCAAAUCCACCACCUCCUCAUAAUGCUCAACAUGUCUGGAAACCACGUCAUUGGAAACCGUAACAGCACGCCGGAAGCCAACACAACGUCGACCUUGCGACCCCCCUCCUCCAGGGCUAUCGGGUCUGGCCAUUCUCUCCGUGCGUCGGCCGACAUGGCUGCUCUUUCAGGACCUUCGCCGUCCAGCCGCAUCCGGCCCUCGUCGGAUUUCUAUGGUCAGACCCAACAGAACCUUGGUCCUGGCGGCUCGGAGGCAGACUCUCAAGAUAAGAUCGCCCAACAAUGGAUUGCCGACAUCGACCAAUACGAGACGACGCUUGAAGAAAUGGCGGCCGCGACGCUAGAUCAGGAUUUCAAGGAUGAACUCAGUGCUAUUGAGCAAUGGUUCCGAGUCCUGAGCGAAGCCGAGCGCACUGCUGCCUUGUACGCUCUUCUGCAGCAAACAACACAGGUCCAGAUUCGCUUCUUCAUCCAAGUGCUCCAGCAGAUGGGCAAGAAUCACCCCAUGUCAGGCGUCUUGUCUCCUGCCAGCUUCGAUAAAGAUCCAAUGUCCAACCGCCUCAGCGAUGCGAUGAACAAGCUCAACGUGGAAUCUGCUCGAAACUCAAUUUCCAGGAACUCUGCCAUAUCAUCAUCGAAGCGUCACUCGGGGCUUGAUCCAUCUACCAUAAAUGCCAUGUUCCCAGACGCCGCCGCUGCCAUUGCUACCGAGAAGGCAAAGUUCACUCAGCAGACGGGCAAUCCACCUGCGUCGAAUCGCAACAGUACCGCCAUGGAUCCACGUACUUCCAUGACUGCGCCGGCCCUCACCGCUUCACAAGACUCUCGGGAUGUUGUGUCUGCCAAUCCUUCUUCGCCCUGGGCCAGUGGCUCAGGGGACCAAUCCGGCACAAAAGGCACCAAUUCGCAACCGCCGAUGGGCCAGUUUGUGCAGCCAACCCCAGCAAGCGGGCUCCGGUCUCCACGCCCCCAGUUGUCUAACAACUCUGCUAUACAGAGCACAACUCUCAAUGCACCAGACAAAAAUCCAGCAGAUCUACCUCUCCUUUCUCCCUACAAUGCUGGCAGCGGGAAUUGGGCAUCCAUGGUAAACACUCCCAUGGCUGCCAGUUUUAAUGCCGCCAAUGCCGCUGGUACUCAAGCCGAUAUGGUUGCCAAUGCUACCGCCAUGAAGCUCGCAGCACUCUCGACCGUGAACAACCGAUUCGCCUUGGACGAUGUUCGGAAGUACCGCCGGGCAAGGUCCAACGACGGCUCAGGAAAUGGACAACCACCCCUCUCCCCUGGACCUCAAGGGAUCAAUCUUACUGGUACCAACGUGGUAAUGAUCAAUGAGCAUGGGCAGGUCCUCAGUCGUGAACAGCUCAUGGCAAUCCAAGCCCAGCAAAGCUUGGGCCUUGGCGGCCAGCGCUCGCGCCCCAGUUCUCCGGGGCUUGCCAUGCAGCCUGGGAUCGCCCACAUGGCCCCAUUCGCGUCGCCGCAAAACAACGGGUUCCUCAGUGCUUAUGACGGAACUUCGCCACUGAUGGGAGGCGGCAUUCCCUCUGUAAACCUGGGUCAAAUGGGGAUGGGUGGACACGAAGGCUACCUAUCGGACCACUCGGACAUGGUGCGUGGUCGGUCGCCUCGGGGACGAAGGGGCAGCUCAAAGCCUCCAGAGGACCCGACCGACCCCACACUCCUCCAGGACAUUCCCAGCUGGCUCCGCAGUCUUCGACUUCACAAGUACACUGACAAUUUGAAGGACAUGAAGUGGACAGAAUUGAUCGAAUUGGAUGAUAAGGCGCUUGAGGACCGCGGCGUGAACGCUCUAGGAGCGCGUAGGAAAAUGCUCAAGGUCUUUGAACAGGUAAAAGAUGCCAAAGCCGACGGGAAACUCACCUAGCACUGCUCGUUCAGCUUGGAGAGGACCGGACUAGGCACCAGGAGUCUUCCUUCGCCACAUUCCUUAGAUAGCGGGUGGCCGUACGAAUUUCGUAGUUAUAUAGGCGAACUACGGUACUACGUUCAGCCAGUGCACCACCUGCGCACUUUGUAUUGGAUUCCAUUAAUUAUAAACUACUGAACAUGACAUUGAGAAAGGGGUGAUAAAAAUUUUUAUAGUGUGGACUUGAAUGGCAGUGCACGUGCCCACCCAACCUACUUGAUGCCUUAAUUCCUGAGUGCUCUCAAGGUGCACAUACCCCAACCACGGAACCUC
Molecule: messenger RNA, 2618 nt
Organism: Ilyonectria robusta
Lineage: Eukaryota; Fungi; Ascomycota; Sordariomycetes; Hypocreales; Nectriaceae
Exons: 4
Coding region: 441-2303 (620 amino acids)
Biological process (GO): regulation of mRNA stability; nuclear-transcribed mRNA poly(A) tail shortening
Cellular component (GO): P-body
Molecular function (GO): protein binding; translation repressor activity; mRNA binding
Source: RefSeq, a predicted model, not a curated record